Penicillium cosmopolitanum is the source of this 1389-nucleotide messenger RNA. It is a transcript of the gene erg9, whose product is annotated as bifunctional farnesyl-diphosphate farnesyltransferase/squalene synthase. Gene Ontology annotation, biological process: ergosterol biosynthetic process; farnesyl diphosphate metabolic process. Gene Ontology annotation, cellular component: endoplasmic reticulum membrane. The transcript is spliced from 2 exons. NCBI's taxonomy places the organism in Eukaryota, Fungi, Ascomycota, Eurotiomycetes, Eurotiales, Aspergillaceae. The coding region runs from base 1 to 1389 and encodes 462 amino acids. The record is from RefSeq and is a predicted model, not a curated record. Gene Ontology annotation, molecular function: squalene synthase [NAD(P)H] activity.
AUGGGUUUCAUUGGCAAUGCCAUCUACUACAGAAAGUUUGGCACAACCCCCCCUCAUGAGCGUAAUCCCGCCAAUGAGACUCAAUCUGAGAAGGAUUGUUUCAAGUUCCUUGACUUGACUAGCCGAAGCUUCAGUGCUGUCAUUCAGGAACUCCAUUCCGAGCUGCUCAUGCCCGUCUGCGUCUUCUACCUUGUCCUUCGCGGUUUGGAUACCAUCGAGGAUGAUACCUCGAUUCCUCUCGAGACGAAGGAGCCCCUGCUCCGUGGCUUCCAAGAUUUCUUGACUCAGGAGGGAUGGAACUUCACUGGCAACCGCAAGGAGGAGAAGGACCGUGAGCUGCUGGUUCAGUUCCCGUGUGUCAUCACCGAGUUCAUGAAGAUGAAGCCCGCCUACCAGGCAAUCAUCAAGGACAUCACGGCCAAGAUGGGUAACGGUAUGGCCGACUACUGCCGAAAGGCUGAGCUGUCGGACGCCAGCGUCAAGACGGUCGAGGAAUAUGAUGAGUACUGCUACUACGUUGCCGGCCUGGUCGGUGAGGGUCUCACCCGCCUGUUCGUCGAGGCCGAGUUGGCCAACCCGGCUCUCCUCGAACGCCCCCAUUUGCAAAAGUCGAUGGGUCUCUUCCUGCAGAAGACCAACAUCAUCCGAGACAUCCGAGAGGACAACGAUGAUAAACGUCGCUUCUGGCCCCAGGAGAUCUGGUCCAAGCAUGUGGACAAUUUUGAAGACCUCUUCAAGCCGGAGUUCAAGGAGGCUGCUCUGAACUGCAACUCUGAUAUGGUCCUCAAUGCCUUGGAGCACGCUGACGAGUGUCUCUUCUACCUCGCUGGCCUGCGGGAGCAGAGUGUAUUUAACUUCUGUGCCAUCCCCCAGUCCAUGGCUAUCGCUACGCUGGAGCUGUGCUUCCGCAACUACGAUAUUUUCGAGCGCAACAUCAAGAUCACCAAGGGCGAUGCCUGCUCUUUGAUGUUCGCCUCUACCCAGAACCUUCGCGUCCUGUGUGAUCGCUUCCGUGACCUGACCCGGAAGAUCCACAAGAAGAACACUCCCAAGGAUCCCAACUUCCUCAAGAUCAGCAUGGUCUGCGGUAAGAUCGAGAAGUUCAUUGAAACUAUCUUCCCUUCGCAGAAUGCCGAGGAUGCCAACCGUCGGGUCCAGGGUGUUCUCUCCGAGGAGCAACAGAAGAAGCGGGAAGAAGAUGCUGAGAACAAGAAUGACGUUUACUUCAUGAUGGCACUCAUGGGCUGCAUCGUCCUUUUCGUCGCUGGCACUAUGAUGUUCUUUGCCUGGAUGAUGGGCGCCCGCUUCGAUCUUGCGUUCCAGGAGCUCCUGAGUGGUAACUUCCGGCCCUCGGCGCCAUCCGCAUCCGCCAUUCAUGAGGAUCUUUAA